This is a messenger RNA of Zingiber officinale, 1164 nucleotides long. Its product is annotated as vesicle transport v-SNARE 11-like. Gene Ontology annotation, molecular function: SNAP receptor activity; SNARE binding. Gene Ontology annotation, biological process: intracellular protein transport; vesicle fusion; vesicle-mediated transport. The transcript is spliced from 6 exons. Gene Ontology annotation, cellular component: endoplasmic reticulum membrane; Golgi apparatus; SNARE complex. The coding region runs from base 259 to 924 and encodes 221 amino acids. Lineage: Eukaryota; Viridiplantae; Streptophyta; Magnoliopsida; Zingiberales; Zingiberaceae. The record is from RefSeq and is a predicted model, not a curated record.
UCGAGGUUCAUUCUAGAGAUUAUACGAGAGCAAUCGAAGCCAUUCAACCCGCGACUACUUUGCCCCCUUUUGCUGCGGCCUAUAGAUUUCGUUGUCGGGGUUUGAUUCCAUCGCGCUCGUCUCGAUCUCCUCUCCGAUGGUUAGUGGAUUCGGGGAUCGAUUGGUUCUCCAAUUGGCAGAUCAUUUGAUACAUAUGUGCUAAUUUGGUUUUCGCUUCUACGAAGUUCCAGAUUCUGGGAUCUGUAGCUAGCGAUCACGAUGAGUGAGGUAUUCGAUGGCUAUGAGCGCCAGUACUGUGAGAUCUCUGCGGCUCUCUCCCGGAAGUGCACGUCAGCUUUACAACUCGAUGGAGAGAUAAAGAAGCAGAAAGCCUCAGAAAUCAAAUCUGGAAUAGAUGAUGCUGAGAAUCUCAUUCGGAAGAUGGAUCUUGAAGCUAGGAGCUUGCAGCCAAGCAUAAAAGCAGGACUGCUAGCCAAGCUUAGGGAAUAUAAAUCUGACCUUAACAAUUUAAAGAGUGAACUUAAAAGAAUUACGAAUCCUAAUCCUAACCAGGCUGCAAGAGAAGAGUUGCUGGAAUCAGGGAUGGCUGACACAUUAGCUGCUUCUGCUGAUCAAAGGGGAAGGCUAUUGGUGUCAACAGAGAGACUCAAUCAUUCUACUGAUAGAGUAAAGGAGAGUAGAAGGACAAUGUUGGAGACAGAAGAGCUUGGUGUUUCAAUUCUUCAAGACUUACAUCAACAACGACAGUCUCUCUUACAUGCACAUGGCACGCUACAUGGCGUCGACGAUAACAUCGGGAAGAGCAGAAAAAUCCUCACGUCCAUGUCUAGGAGGAUGGACAGGAACAAGUGGAUAAUCGGCGGAAUCAUUGCAGCUUUGGUCUUCGCCAUUCUGAUAAUAUUGUAUUUUAAGCUUGUUCAUUGAAUCCCAGGUAUCUAGCUAAUCCUUUUUCGUCAGUGCACUUGCCAAACUUAUGUGAGAAUUGGUAGUGUGUCGUCUGGUACGGAUCUAAUGUUUGUGAUUUUUAUCAUUACUUGAUUCUCUACUGUAUUGCCUGAACUAGUACAUGCUUUCUCGUGUUAUAGUCUCAAUUUAAUAAGAGGCGUGUGCGAUGUAGAUGUGGCAAAUUUGCCAAUAAAAUAAAAAGGGUUCUUGUUCGAAUUA